Messenger RNA from Rhizophagus irregularis DAOM 181602=DAOM 197198, 1178 nucleotides. The record is from RefSeq and is a predicted model, not a curated record. Lineage: Eukaryota; Fungi; Glomeromycota; Glomeromycetes; Glomerales; Glomeraceae.
AAGAAAAAAAAAAAAAAUAUUGGUAUUAAUAAGUAAUAAUUUUCUACUUGAAGUGAGCCAUACAUUCCAGUUAAAUAUUUAUCGUUUGUUACUUUCCUUCCCUUUUCCUUCUUUCCCCUCCCCCUGUCCUUCCCCUUUCACUUUCCACUUUACAUCAAACAACUGAAGUUAUAUAUUAUAUGUUUGUAUAUACAGUAUAUAUUAUAUUUAUAAACAAACACAUUCAUAUUAAAUAUUGAAUACAAUUUUACGCCUCAAGAAUAAUUUUAUUACAAUGGAUAUUCAACCAAUACAAGGAUACCAAUCGACACAAUCUUCAUUUUUUUACCAACCACCAAAUGAUGAUAAUUUUUAUCAUAUAACUAUACAAAAUUACCUCUGGGAAAAUAAUUACGAUUACGGUUUCUAUUACCAGGGAUAUCAUUUUGCAUGUAAAUUAUUAUUACAUACUUUGAUCGUAAAUAUGUUAAAUAAGGAAAUUUAUGGAAGAGAGUUUGAUGCAAAUGACUUGAAACGCAAAAAUACGUUAACUUGGGAUCAAAAAUUAAAACUCGAACUACACCUGAGACAAGAUCUUCCUUUUCUACAAGACCAAAUUUUAAAUAGUAAUCCAAACAUGGUGAACAUGAAUUCUUCAGAAGUUCAAACUAAACAAAAAGACUCGCAAUUGAACGAUGGAAUUAAAUUAUUUUAUCAAGCACCAAACGACAAUAGGUUUUAUCAUAUAACUUGUAAAAUACUUUUACAAGAUUAUAUCUAUGAUUAUGAUUACGAGUUCUUUUACAAGCAAAAAUAUCAUGUUACAUGCAAAUCAUUAUCACAUACUUUGAUUAUUAAUAUUUUAAAUAAGGAAAUUUAUGGAAGAAAUUGAAUCUCGAACUAAAUUUAAAACAAGUUCUUCCUUCUUAUCUCUACAUUCCUGAAAGAGAAAUGAGGUCGGAUUCAAAUGAAAAUACUCAACAUGAAAGCGAUGUGUCACAAGCAGGUCCAACGGUUGAUAUUUACGAUGGUACUAUUUGAUUUCAACAAUAUAACCUUUUUUUCUCUAUAUAGUAUUAAAAGAAAUUUUUUUUUAACUGUGUUAACUUAGAGUUGUAUAUUACUAAAGUCUACAUGUUCUUUCAUAAAUGUAUUAUUUAAUAACAAAUGAAAUAAUAAAAAAUUCUUUACUAUUACAA